This is a messenger RNA of Pyrus x bretschneideri (Chinese white pear), 1170 nucleotides long. Its product is annotated as L10-interacting MYB domain-containing protein-like. Bases 160 to 1092 code for a protein of 310 amino acids. The transcript has 2 exons. Lineage: Eukaryota; Viridiplantae; Streptophyta; Magnoliopsida; Rosales; Rosaceae. The record is from RefSeq and is a predicted model, not a curated record.
CAUUGACCCUCCCACAUAUUUACAUUUAACUUAAAAAUUAAAAUAAAAAUUAAAUUAAAUUUCUGUGUUAAUUACUCACUCUCUCCUGUGUAGCUGAGACGCCACAGUCUCCGGCGGCGACAUCCCGGAGGACGCAGAUGCAAGUUUUGUGGCUUGUAGAUGGAUAAUGAAGUUAGUCAUCGUCAGCCUAAGCAAGAACGUUCGAGGACUCGGUGGACAGCAUCCCUCGAUAAGACAUUCGCAGACUUGGUUGUGAAGCAGAUUCAGUUGGGAAACAGACCGAACAGUGUGUUCGACAAGAAAACCUGGAACAUUAUUCGCGAUGAGUUCAACAAGCAAACGGAUCUCAACUUCAACAACAAUCAGUUGAGGAAGCACUUGGAUGUUCUGAGGACACGAUUUUACAACCUCAAGUCGGCUUAUGAUCAAACGAAUGACUUCACUCUGGAUGAUUCUUGCUGUAUCGAGUUUGAGCAUCUGUGGGAGGACCUCGGGGUGCAGACUAAACCUGAGACAAUUAAAGUCAAGGACUGUCCGAUAUAUGAUCAGCUGUGCACGAUAUUCGCAGACUCUGCAGCCGAUGGGAAGUAUGCUCAGUCUAGUCACUACGAGGGAUCGGACAAGUCUGCCGGAAUAGACAGUGCAGGUUUGAUUUCCUGUCCCGACAGUGAAGCCCCUCAUUCUGAAAUCCCAUCAUCCUCAGAGCCUGUGCAAGGCAAAGCGUCAACAGCAGAAAAGGUGGCCAAGGUUAUAGUGGAUAGGAAAAGGAAACGUCCAUCCGAGGCAGAGUCUUCCGAGGGUCAAAGCAGAAGGGAUCAAGAAAUAUGUGAUACAAUGGCACAAGCCCUUUCGGAGAUGAUUGCUGCGUCAAAGUUGAGGAGAGCGGCGGCAAUGCCUAGAGAUGACAGAUUUUCCAUUACCAAUUGUAUCAGAGCACUGGAUGAGAUACAAGGCAUUGAAGAAGAACUCUACUUUCCCGCGCUAGACCUGUUCGAGGACCCUAAUUUGAGAGAGACAUUCAUCUGUUUGAAAGGCGAUCAGAUAAGGUUGCCUUGGUUGCGAGGGAAGUGCAGUAAAACUACGCAUGGUUAGAUAUUUAGGAUGAACUCAUAGCACAUGUUCAUAAUAUGGCUUUUCUGUCAGUGAAAGUUUAUAGAUAUUUCAUCUCAA